This is a messenger RNA of Dacryopinax primogenitus, 306 nucleotides long. RefSeq lists its product as uncharacterized. The record is from RefSeq and is a predicted model, not a curated record. The transcript is spliced from 3 exons. NCBI's taxonomy places the organism in Eukaryota, Fungi, Basidiomycota, Dacrymycetes, Dacrymycetales, Dacrymycetaceae. Bases 1 to 306 code for a protein of 101 amino acids.
AUGCCAGCCCCUUUGAAGAGAUAUCUUUGCUAUGCGCCUUACUUUCCGGAUGCCUUACCACGACGGGAGGAAGCUUCGGCGGCACACAAGACGCUUGUGGCCGAGCGUGCUAGUAAGGGAAUUAUGACCCUGGGUGGUGCGCUGCUCGAUGAGGAGGGCAACGUCAUCGGCAACUGCUUGUCGGUGUCCGCUCCGAGUCUUGAGGAAGCUAAAAAGCUGCUUGAGCAGGACCCGUAUUUCACCAACAAAGUGUGGGAUCCAAGCCAGAUGAAGGUCACGGAGUGGAGGCAGGCGAAGCUCAUCUAA